UUUAAACUCUUCGUUUUCUUCGAAUUUAUGAUUUAUGAAGAUUCGCUGAUUUAAUUGUUGAAUUGUUGGUGAUUUAAUGUUCUUCGUUUUAGUUGUUAAUUUGAUGAAAAUCUGGUGGGUUCACAAAAUGCAAUUAAAAUAAAAAUCUACAACUAAGUCGAAAUCCUUCUUCAUGAUAUGGGGAAAACCCUAUGUUAAACUGAUUCAGGUCAUUUUAGGGUUUGAUUUGUUGUUUUUGAUGUUAUUUAGGUCGAUCUUGUUGAAUUUGUGGUCAAAUGGUUUGGGUUCUUGGAUUUCUUAUCUUUUUGGAGGAGAUAGUUUUCAUCCAGUGUGACUAUGGGCAGUCAUGUGGUGGUAAGGCCGUAAGGGUGGGAAAGGUCCGAAGGGGGAAGAUGAGAAGGAGAUAGACGGGAGAGAUGAGAAGGAGAUAGACGGGAGAGAUGAGAAGGAGAUAGACGGGAGAGAUACACGAAAGAGGAGGGAGAGUGUAGGGUAAGGGGUGUUGUGUCGAUUGAUAUGGGCUUGCAGAAGGUGUUUUAGGAGGGAUACCAACAAAAUUAUACACAACCAAACCAUCAUAGCAUAGCCAACAGUACACUGAAUCAUUGAUUAGUAGUUUCAUUGUUCACGGAGAAAAUUUCAAAGCUAACCGUGGAAUAGCAAUGCUGCAGCAUAUUCUAGAUGCGUUUGUUAUGUGAAUCCACUGUGAAAGAUGUCCUUCACCUUUUUGUUUGGAAUGGAAUGUGAGACCAAACCAGAGUAAAAUUUAAACACAUUAAUUAGUCACAGUGCAACAGGCCUUCCAUGGCUACUAGCUAAAGGACUUGACACGUUUACCUCUAUCAGUGAAAUGAUUCCUGUAUCUGCAGUGCCUGAUCCUCAUAACUUGGAGCCGUGGUUGGAUGUUGAUGGAGAAUCGAAGCAGAAAGGAUCAACAAAAGACAUAAUAUUCAAAAUCCCAUUCCUGAUUAGCCAUAUCAGUUCUUUCAUGACACUUAUGGAAGGAGAUGUCAUCCUAACAGGUACGAGCUUGGUUUUCUUGAUUUUACACAAAAAUCUCAAACGAAGGAGAACGAAAACUACGGAGAAGAAGAACUCGCCGAUCUCUACUAGGUUUUUGGCUGCUGUUGAGGCCGUUUUGGUGCUGGUUGUAGCCUACUCAGCUUCUCCAGGUGCUGCUGCAGGAGUGUUGGAUGUGGGCUGUAUUCCUGAUCUGCAGUAUGUUCUGCAGGGAGUGGGCUGGGGUGUGUGCAGUCAAGCAGUUAGGCCUGAUACAUUGUUUUUCGCUUUUGUAGUGUUUGGUUGUUAAGGAGUGGUCUGUACUCCUUUAACCUUUUAUGGUGUUUCUUGUUUGGAUUCUUGGUUCCUACCUUUUGGUAAUAAAUUUUGCUAAUUUACCAAAAAAAAAAGCAUUAUUACUGUAGU
This is a messenger RNA of Spinacia oleracea (spinach), 1425 nucleotides long. RefSeq lists its product as uncharacterized. Gene Ontology annotation, molecular function: acetylpyruvate hydrolase activity. The coding region runs from base 851 to 1309 and encodes 152 amino acids. Lineage: Eukaryota; Viridiplantae; Streptophyta; Magnoliopsida; Caryophyllales; Amaranthaceae. Gene Ontology annotation, cellular component: mitochondrion. The record is from RefSeq and is a predicted model, not a curated record. The transcript is spliced from 6 exons.